Messenger RNA from Trypanosoma theileri, 381 nucleotides. Its product is annotated as Tbingi protein. The transcript has a single exon. Lineage: Eukaryota; Euglenozoa; Kinetoplastea; Trypanosomatida; Trypanosomatidae. The record is from RefSeq and is a predicted model, not a curated record. The annotation marks the transcript as partial.
AUGGACAUUAAUGUGGACAAGACGAAAUACACACUUUUUGGUACCACCAACCCGCAUCCCCUUUUUCUUCAACUGCGCGGUAUCCCCGUAGGCCCGGAGAAGGCACCUAAACUCUUAGGCAUCACCUUCCAAAACUACCGAGGCAUGUCUACCCAUGUGGUUCAAACGAGACAACGCAUGAAUUUUAGAUUGCUACAACUUGCCGCCAUCUCCUCCACCACAUGGGGACCGAAGCGUGAUGUCCUCCGAGCCUUCUAUCUGACACUAGUUCAAGCCCAGACUCUCUACGGUUUUGAGGUCUGGUAUUGGGAUGCGGCUCCCACUUCACGCAAACUCCUCGAUGCAGGUCAGAACAAAGCUUGCCGAACCAUAGCAGGUAUC